UAUGCUAUACCCAAAAUUCCAUUAUGUGAAGGUAGUCGUCGCAGCUGGGUGUAUCGCCAAUAUACUGUAUAGUGGCUGAAUGCAAUUGCUGUUGGUUAUAUGGAGAGAUGCUUUGGUAGAAGUUUCUUGGGUAUCGGCCGGGCAAAUACAACCAGUAACAAAUAUCAUUCGCCAGUGCUGACUAACAUAAUUGAUUAACCAAGUCGACACACACAAUAGCAAAUUGAUCAACACGGUGGUGUAUAGUCGUCAGUAUGAGCUACAACUGCUUGUAUGAGGUGAUCAGAGUUUCGGCUUGUCGGUAGCAGAGCCCGCUACAUCGGAGUGGUGUCAGGUUUUUGAGUCAACGUUUUUCAAAUUCCGGUGAACUAUAAUCCAAUUUUGCUUUAUAAAAGUAGGAUGGAAAGCAGAGCUAUACUUUUUCUUGAUGGAAAUUACACUUUUAUCCUAAAUUUGUUACUUAUUAUCAUGAAACAAUCGAAUAUGGCAAAGGCCAUCGAUCAAAAUCGACCUUGGCAUAUUCUACCGGAACAACAAGUCCUUGCUGCAUUGGAUACCAAUACUACCACUGGACUUAGCACUGGUGUAGCAGAAAAGCGAGCCAUUGAUUGCGGUAAAAAUGUCCUUGGCGGAAAUGGCGGAAACGGUUGGUUCAGGGUACUCGUUCGUCAAUUGGCGGACGCCAUGAAUUGGGUCUUUCUUGCUCUUGGUGCUGUGUCCUAUGUGCUAGCCGACUACAUUACUGGAUCCAUUUUGGUGACCCUUUCCUUCGCCAAUCUUUAUCUUUCAUUCUCACAAGAAUAUGCUGCCGAACAAACGCUCGCUGCACUGAGAAAUCUUUCUUCACCUACCGCGAUGGUUAUUCGCGAUGGAAGAGAAGUAACCAUUGACAGUAGAGAUCUGGUACCUGGAGACAUCUUAACAAUGAAGGAAGGCGACUCUAUUGCCGCAGACAUUCGAAUGGUCUACGUUUCGAACUUUGAAGUGGACGAAGCUCUGUUGACAGGAGAAUCAAUGCCGGUCAAAAAGACUAUUGAAGCAGCUGAGGCUGAAGAUCAACCGCUCGGGGACCGUGUUGGAAUGGGAUACAGUUCGACCAUUGUCACAAAAGGAAGAGCGAAAGGCAUUGUUGUGGCGACCGGUAUGAACACCGAAAUUGGCAAAAUUGCUAAAACAAUCGAAGCAUCUGGAAACGGAGAUACCACUCGGCUUCAGCGCACACUCAACAAGAUGUACAUUGUACUGCUGGUAGCUGCUGCUAUUGCCGCAAUCAUUGUGCUUGCUAGCAACAAGUUUGUGGUUAGUUACGAUUUGGCCAUGUAUGCUAUCACUGCUGCCCUUUCAGUACUCCCUGCCGGUCUAACGACCGUUCUUACCAUCUCCCUUGUGCUCGGUGGACAAGAAAUGACAAAGCAACGGGCCAUUGUUCGUAAACUCAAAUGUUUGGAAACCCUCGGCUCUAUCACUCACAUCUUCUCGGACAAGACUGGAACGCUCACACAAGCUAAAAUGGCUGUCGUACGAUUUUGGCUCCCUUCAACUGGAUAUUAUUUUGUCACGACUAAAGGAAUAGUACCCGAAGGCGACGUAUAUGCUACAAACACCUUUUUGGAAGAUCAACCCACCAGCUCACCGAAUUCUACAAAAAUGGACAAGUCAAACAUCUCUGCUGACUUGGAACAACUUGUCAAAUGCUCUGCACUUUGCAACAUGUCCAGCAUUCACCAGGAAACCGAAAAAGAAAAGAGUGCGGAUUCAUGGGUGGCUAGUGGAGCCCCGACGGAGGUUGCUUUGCAAGUAUUUGCUCAUAAAUUCAAUAUGGGCUGCCCUCAGCUUGAACGCAUGGGAUGGAGAUUGAUUCACGAGUAUCAGUUUGACUCCACCAUCAAGCGUAUGUCCAUCCUCUACGAAGAUACUAGCAACAAGCAGCAUAUUGUAUACACUAAAGGAGCGGCCGAACGCAUCGUCACCUUAUGUAACUUGGAUCUCUCUACGCAAACCGAAAUUCUCAGCCAUGUUGAUGCCUUGGCUACGAAAGGCUUACGGGUUAUGGCCAUGGCCUAUAAGCAAGUUAUCAUGGACCAGGAUAUCAUUGAUAAUAUCAAUCUUUAUUCACGAGACGACAUGGAAAAAGACCUUGUUUUCAUUGGCUUAACUGGUAUUUACGACCCUCCUAGAGAAGAGAGCAGAAAAGCAGUCGAAGAAGCCCACACAGCAGGCAUUUCCGUCCACAUGCUUACUGGUGAUCACGAAGCCACUGCUGUUGCCAUUGCCAAGGAACUGAGAAUUUUGAACGUCCACGAAAUGUCGACUGAACAGAUCACAAACCUAGUCACCACUGGUCCUAAAUUCGAUGCCCUUAGCGAUGAAGACGUCGAUAAACUGGAGGCCUUACCUUUGGUAGUCGCUAGAUGCUCACCAGAAACCAAGGUUAAAAUGAUCCAAGCUUCCCAUCGUCGACAAAACAUUGCGGCUAUGACGGGUGAUGGUGUUAACGAUUCUCCUUCUCUCCGUAUCGCUGAUAUUGGAAUUGCCAUGGGCAAGAAUGGCUCUGACGUUGCUAAACAGGCCUCCGAUAUCAUUCUGACUGACGACAACUUUGCUACCAUCAUUAGUGCCAUCGCCGAAGGUAGACGAAUCUAUCAAAACAUGCAACGGUUCUUGUUGUACUAUUGGAUCUGCCUUGCCGGAUGUGCUCUGAUCAUCCUGAUCAACUUGUUCGUGAAAGACACAGAUGGAACUCCUGUCGCGCCCAUAUCGACCAUCCAGAUGAUCUGGAUCUAUGUCAUUUUGUCACCACCGGCUGCUGCCUUGUCCGUACAGAAAGCUUCGCCAACCGUCAUGCAGGAGCCACCAAGACCGCCUACCGAAUCUGUGUUCAACCGUGAAAUCAUCCUCGAUACCCUGGUAUACGGCAUUGGUAUUGCAGUGUUCACGUUGGGCGUAUUUUACAUUGUUCUUUUCGGAGCUGGUAAUGGCGUGCAAGCACCAAGCUGUGACUCCCACUACACAGACGGCUGCUAUGACUUCUAUAGAGCCAGAAGCGCCAUGCUUGUCACUUUUUCGUACAUCAGCUUGGUCUUGGCUAUCCACUGCAGAAGUUACCGACGCCCAGAAUGGAAUCUUCGCGGAAUUAAAGAGACCGUGCACACUACUACCUGGGUAGGAACCUGUGCCUUUAUAACCAUCGGCCUGUUGAUAUUCAUUUACGUCCCUACCGUCAAUAUUCAAGGCUUCAGACAAGCUGCUAUCAGCUGGGAAUGGGGCUUGUGUAUUGCAUUUAUUCUCCUUUGGAUUGCAUUUGGCGAAGGCUACAAGAUGAUCAAGCGUCACGUCAUGAAGCCAAUCCAUGGUGCUCCACACUCCACUGUAUAAAAAGCAUACUCCAGUAAUUAGCCAUAUGGUAUUAAUUUGUAUUUAAACAUUCCCUGUCUAUUUUACCAUAAAUCAUGAUGAUCCCAGCAAUAAAGUUGAAGCAACGUCCUUUGUGUGAUAGCGCGCAUGGGUUCUACUAUGAGUGCACGGUCGGG
Molecule: messenger RNA, 3530 nt
Organism: Umbelopsis ramanniana AG
Lineage: Eukaryota; Fungi; Mucoromycota; Umbelopsidomycetes; Umbelopsidales; Umbelopsidaceae
Exons: 5
Coding region: 400-3375 (991 amino acids)
Biological process (GO): intracellular calcium ion homeostasis; calcium ion transmembrane transport
Cellular component (GO): plasma membrane
Molecular function (GO): ATP hydrolysis activity; ATP binding; P-type calcium transporter activity
Source: RefSeq, a predicted model, not a curated record